AUGGCUUCCGCAACCACGACCGUACCGCCGCCCCAAAAUCCCACUCCAGACGUAAAUACUGUCGCAUCCGGAAGAGCUGCUCGGGGAGGCUCGAGAGCAGCAUCCAGCAGUAAUGGCUCCAGGGGUCGAGGGAGAGGUAGAGGCAAUAGGGGCCAUCGUACAGAUGCGGCCCCACACCGCCAAAGACCACAGCAAACAUCCUUACCGCAGCGCCCUGCUCCUCCGCGAGCCCCACCCGACGACCUUGGUGGUGGCGGCGUCUCUGGUUUAGAUCCAACCAGAGACGCCGCCACGCACAUGAAGGGUCAAUUCGUUGUUCCUACAAUCAAAAGAGAAGAGACAGAGGAUGUUGAGGCAGAAGUUUGCUUUAUCUGCGCUUCUCCUGUGACCCACAACUCCAUUGCUCCUUGCAAUCAUAGGACGUGUCAUAUCUGUGCGCUUCGAUUGAGAGCGCUGUACAAGACUAGGGCAUGCGCACAUUGUCGCGCAGAAGCUAAUUAUGUGAUUUUCACAGACGACCCAAACAAGCGUUUUGAAGAGUUUGGCGACAAGGACAUUGAACACACCGAUGAGACGCUCGGUGUCAAGUACACCCAGAAAGACAUACAUGAAGAGACUAGACUGCUUCUACGAUACAAUUGUCCAAAUGCCGAAUGUGACAUUGCUUGUUGGGGCUGGCCAGAUCUUCAUCGUCAUGUCAAGAAAGAGCAUCAAAAGGUCAUGUGUGAUCUAUGUACACGUAACAAGAAAGUCUUCACCCACGAGCAUGAGCUUUUCACACCUCAGGAGUUGAGAAAACACGAAAAAUUUGGGGAUGACAACCCGGGCGCGGUAGAUCAAAGCGGCUUCAAGGGGCAUCCGGAAUGCGGCUUCUGUAGACAAAGAUUCUAUGGUGAUGAUGAUUUGUACGUGCACUGUAGAGAGAAGCACGAGAAGUGUCACAUUUGUGAUCGGAGAGGCCAGGGACGACAACAACAAUACUACGUGAAUUAUGAUUCACUAGAACAACAUUUUCGAACUGAUCAUUUCAUGUGUCCUGAUCAGGAAUGCUUGGAGAAGAAAUUCGUGGUCUUCGAAUCUGAGAUGGACCUGAAGGCACAUCAGCUGGAGGUACAUCCUAAUGGGUUGACGAAGGACGCUAGGAGAGACGCCAGACGGGUGGACAUGUCAGGCUUCGAUUACCGUGAGCCUCAUCAAGAACCACGAAGAGGAAGGGGCGAUAGAGAUGGUAGGGGAAGAGGGCGAGGGCGAGGCAGAGAUCCAAACUCCGAAACCUUGCCCCAAUCCACAGCUCAGUCGAUGUCAAGAGAUGAGCUGGCAUUUCAAAGACAGAUGGCGAUUCAAACCUCUCAAUCAACAACACCUCGGACCUUUGGCAGUCAGCUAACUCCCACAGAGACAUAUGCCGCAAGGCCACCUUCAAGGUCACCGGACACUACAACGGCUCCUCGCAAUCCAACGUCGAGCAAUCCGUCAUUUCCAGCUAUUGACAACCUCAAUCUAACCUCGACAUCCUCCAACACGGCAUCUCAGGCUCAAAAUCAAGCUUUGACGCCCCAGCAGCAAGCUCGCCAAAUCCAUCAUGCUGCCAUCAUUGAACGCGCCGGAAUCCUCCUUCACCACAACGCCGCCAAGGUCACCUCCUUCCGUGAUGGUGUGUCAGCCUACAAAAAUAAUGCCAUCUCCGCCAAUAACCUCAUUGACAAAUUCUUCACCCUCUUCGACUGCCCUAGCUCCGAUCUCGGCAAACUCUUCAAAGAACUCGCCGACCUCUAUGAAUCCGAACCCAAACGGAAUGAGCUCCUCAAAGCCUGGAAUGACUGGCGUGCCAUCAACGAAGACUAUCCAUCCCUCCCCGGCCCUAACGGCAUCCUUCCCGUUUCAUCAUCCGGCAAUAACGCCGCUGUAGGCGGAGGCGGCCACCGCGUCCUAAAGCUCAAGAGCUCAACGGCGCAAAGCUCCCGCAGCGCAGUCAGCAAGCAACGAAGUUGGGGCAAUGCCGCUGCCUCCGCAAACCAAUUUCCAGCCAUAUCGAACACGGGUAGUAUUGCACGGGUGGGGACGACGACGCCUUGGGUCACGACGACUGCUUCAGGUACGAGUCCGAAUCCUAGCCGGCCUGCCUCAACGGCGCCGAAGUCGCAGCAGCAGCAGCAGCAGCCGAAACCGGGUUCUGCGGAUGCGUUUCCUGCGUUGCCGAUGGCGCCGAAACCGAAUACGUUGAUGGCUGGGUUAAGUAGGGGGACGGUUAGGUGGGACGAUGGGAGGGGAGCAAGUCCGGUGAGUGCGUGGGGAGGUGUGGUGGUUGAUAGGGGAGAGAGGAGUGGAGAAGCAAGUGUUGGAAAAGAUGCUGGACAAGUGGAGGAAGUGGGAGGGAAGAAGAAGGGGAAGCAGGCGAAGAAGGAGGUGUUGUAUAAAUUUGGUUGA
Molecule: messenger RNA, 2427 nt
Organism: Bacidia gigantensis
Lineage: Eukaryota; Fungi; Ascomycota; Lecanoromycetes; Lecanorales; Ramalinaceae
Exons: 2
Coding region: 1-2427 (808 amino acids)
Biological process (GO): rescue of stalled cytosolic ribosome; protein ubiquitination
Molecular function (GO): ubiquitin protein ligase activity; ribosome binding
Source: RefSeq, a predicted model, not a curated record